GGACCCAGCGGCAGCGAGACGACAAAGAAGAAGACCAACAUGGCGUCCCUCAACAGUGAUGAGUGGAAGGCAAUCUGCGACAAAUUCACCAACGCCCAAAAUCUGACAGAUGUAGAAUCACGUAACGACCCAGAAAACGACCCGUUCCGCUCCAAAUAUAAGGCCAGGGAGCUGCUCAGAGAGAUAUACUGCUCGCUGAAGAGCUUUGAUGGAGGAGAAGUGGAGGAGGACAGCGGCGGUGAGAGCGCAGAACAGCGGCCGACGGAGCAGCCGGUGGACGGGCAGGAGGAGGACUUGUUCGGACAGGGGUUCUGCGGUGACUCGCCAGCCGGGCUUCGGGCCGCUAAACUCGGGGCCGUGGAGUAUUACCUGGGCGUCAACCACGUCGAUACAGAGGAGCUGUCAGCCGGGCAGGAGCAUCUGAUGAACUGCAUGAAACUGCUGGGGAAAUGCAGAGUGUCGUCCGAGAAUGUGUCGCUGUUCAUCCAUGUCAGGAACCAGCUGGGCAUCCUUUGGGCGGGCCGGGAUGAGACGGAGACGGCUCAGGGUUUCCUUGAAACUGCAGAAUCCAUCUACCAACGUUACAUGAAGGAGGAUGGGAGUCCUCCCACUGACAUGACAGAGUACUUUACUACUGAGGAGAAACUGCUGACUCACCAAGAAAGAACCAAGAAGUUUGAGUUGGCCUACACCCAUACCAUGUAUUACCUUGCUCAGGUUUAUAAAAACCUUGGUCAAACUGAGCGUGCUGCCACCUACUGCCACAGCACCCUGCAGAGACAGCUACAGCUAAAUCAGUUCAGUCCGAUGGAGUGGGCUCUAAACGCUGCCACGCUGUCGCAGUAUUACAUCACCAAGGGCCGAUACAUGGAAGGCAGACAUUGCCUCUCUGCUGCUACUGUCAUAUCAGGUUUGGCAGGGGAGGCUCCCUCUGAAGCUGCAGCUCAGGAAAGUGAGACAGAGAGCGAGCGCAGGGAACAGCUCAGACAGAAGAGAGCAGAGAUCGCACGAUGCUGGAUCAAAUAUUGCGUCAACCUCCUGCAGGACUCCAAGAAGCUGCUGGAGGACAACAUUGGUGAGCUGGAUACUGAUCGUCAGGAUGAGAUGAAGAGAGCGAGAAGACGUGAGGAGGAGGAGGAAGAAAAGGGCAGGAAGAGUGCCAUGCUGUUUGGCUCUGAAGACACUUUUGACUCCAUUGCUAGCUUGGAAGAGAAGGUGCUGUGUUUGCUCCCGUUGGACUUCACUGAGGCCAGAGCUGUAUUUUUGGUGGGACAGAAUUAUGUCACACAGGCCAAGGAGUUCUUUCAGAUGGACGGAUACGUGACAGAUCACAUAGAGAUUCUGCAGGAUCACAGUGCUCUGUUCAGGGCCCUGGCUUUCUUUGAAGAGGACCUGGAGCGCCGCUGCAAAAUGCACAAACGAAGAGUCGACAUGCUGGAGCCAAUCUGCAACGACUUGAACGCCCAGUACUACCUGUUGAUCCGCAGGCAGUUGAUGUUUGAGUUGGCUGAGACCUACAGUGAGAUGAUGGACUUGAAACUGACUCUGGCCAACAGACAAGCAGACACACAGUCUUUAGACAAUCACAGCAUUAAGAAAUUCAACAGUCUCUGCUCCGCCUCUGCCAAGUACUUCCAGAUGUUCCUAGACUCUCUGUGUUCUCCAGAAGGGAAGUUUCCAGAGCACCUGGAGGAGGAGGUUCUCAGACCAGCUCUGGUUGCCCGCUUUAGAGUGGCCCGACUUCACAGCCGACUGAUCGGCUCCUCACCUACUGCUCAGCUAGAAAACCUCAACAGAUCUCUGGAAAACUACAAGUACGUGGUGCAGUAUUGUGAGGCCCAUCCCGAGGCGUCACCCACUGUGGAGACGGAGUUGGAGCUGAGCAAGGAGAUGGUCGGCCUCCUCCCUCUCAAAAUCAACCGCCUCAAAGCAAGGAUGGCCGUAAACAACUGAAAGACACCUAGUUACUCACUGACUAGUUGGUUCACUAAUCCUGUUGAAUCCAUCCCAAUGUAUAACCAGUCUACUCUCCUAACUAUUCAAGAACCUGGGUAACAGAUUGAUUGAUUUUUGUAUUUUGUCUGUACAGUGGGCAUGCUGUUUUCUGAGUAUACAAGCUGUAUAUACUGUAUGUGCUUUUCUCUGUAGUGAACUUUGAGGUCAGUUGACCUUAAAUCAGAUGGCAAAGGAAAUGCACCGAACGAAUAAAAAAAAAAUGCAUCACAUUAUGACGAAAUAACUGAGACUGCCUGGGUUUGCUGUUGGUGUAAUACGGUGUUUAAAGAGUCCCUGUACAAAUUAGUUUAAUUUUAUUUUGGUUCAUUUUUAUUUAUUUGGUUUCAUUUUGAUUUUAUUUCACCAUUGUGUCUUCUCUGAGUCUUCUCUGAUUUGUGUUUUCUGUCGUUUAAUCAUAUUGGUUUUCACUUAAUGUGGCUUUAUUAUUUUAAUAAAGCACUGCAGCACACUAAAAGUAUGUUUUUUCAGCUAUUUGCAUCUCUGAUUGUAAUGGUUUAACAGAUGUCAAAAUCUACUUGAUACUAGGUCUAGUUCAACCUAUGUAUUUUCUUCCUUGUCUCUGAGGAAUCAAAUUGUUGCCCUGUUUUAUGUACAGUAUAUACUAUAAUAAAGAUAUUAAACCCACAA
Messenger RNA from Mugil cephalus (flathead mullet), 2643 nucleotides. RefSeq names its product kinesin family binding protein. The record is from RefSeq and is a predicted model, not a curated record. The transcript is spliced from 13 exons. The coding region runs from base 40 to 1953 and encodes 637 amino acids. Gene Ontology annotation, molecular function: protein binding. NCBI's taxonomy places the organism in Eukaryota, Metazoa, Chordata, Actinopteri, Mugiliformes, Mugilidae.